Messenger RNA from Daucus carota subsp. sativus, 2883 nucleotides. RefSeq lists its product as uncharacterized. Bases 195 to 2582 code for a protein of 795 amino acids. Gene Ontology annotation, molecular function: protein kinase activity; ATP binding. Gene Ontology annotation, biological process: protein phosphorylation. Lineage: Eukaryota; Viridiplantae; Streptophyta; Magnoliopsida; Apiales; Apiaceae. The transcript is spliced from 6 exons. The record is from RefSeq and is a predicted model, not a curated record.
AUCGUUCAACAUCCAAUAUUGAGGUAGGGCCUCAUUUUCAACUUUUGCUUAGGCCCCAAAUUUGGUUGAGCCGGCCCUGAUUCCACUCAUCUUGUUACUGAAAGCUAGUCUAUCUUUUCUAAAUAUAUUAUUUUUGAAUUUCACACUAAUCUGUUGAAGAAGUUCUUGUAUAACAUUGAUUUAACUCGGGUCCAAUGACGGAGAAGUCGAAUGGGGUGGUGAUUCUCAUCACUCUAUUGAAUAUCUUGCUCUAUAAGCUCCAGAAACUCCAAGAAGCUCAACAAAAAAGGCGCUUACCGUUGUCUGUUCGACAAUUGUGUCGUCGUUUCUCAUUUGCAGACAUCAAGUCGGCAACAGAGAACUUUAAGGAAGAUUUGGUGAUUGGAAAAGGUGGAUUUGGAAUUGUGUAUAAAGGUUUUUUGGACUUCAAAGAGAGGAUUGUUGCUAUAAAGAGAUCGAAAGCCAUGUCAAAGCAAGGAUGCAAGGAGUUUCUUACAGAGAUUAAGAUGCUUUCACAGUUUCAACACAGUCAUUUAGUCUCUCUCAUUGGUUAUUGUGAUGACUUUGAGGAGAUGAUUCUAGUUUAUGAUUUUAUGCCUUCUGGGAGCCUUGCUGAUCAUCUGCAUAAAAGGACCAGAAAGGGCAAUUCUUCUUUGCCUUCUUUGUCGUGGGUGCAGCGCCUCAAGAUCUGCAUUGGGGCAGCCCAUGGACUAGACUACCUUCACACUGGUACAGGCAUAGAUGAUAGAGUUAUACACAGAGAUGUCAAGACUUCAAACAUUCUUCUGGAUGACAAUUUGGCAGCUAAAAUUUCAGACUUUGGAUUGUCCAGAACAGGUCCAGCAAAUCAGACUUGUACAUAUGUAAGCACUCGGGUCAAAGGGACACACGGUUAUCUAGAUCCUUACUAUGUUGCAACGCACAGACUAACUAGGAAAUCUGAUGUCUAUGCAUUUGGUGUAGUGUUAUUUGAGGUCUUGUGUGGAAGACCAGCAGUUGAUACAGGUCUGGACGAAGAGCAAAUUGGUUUAGCGGGAUGGGCACAACACUGCUUCAAAGAGGGACUCUUGGAACAAAUUAUUGAUCCCAGUAUUAAGGCGGACAUUUCUUCUGAUUCCCAAACCACAUUUGUUGACAUUGCUAUCAAGUGUUUACAUAAUCAACCCAAAUUGCGUCCAACUAUGGCUGAGGUUGUGGUUGGUCUUGAGUCUGCACUUGCAUUGCAAGAAAAGAGUACAUAUUAUAUCUUACAGGAGAUAAUGCCUCCUGAUUAUGCAACCCAAGAAGAUGAAGAUUCUUCGACACUUGAGGUUAAAAAUACUAAUCACAAGCGAGAACAUGAAUUUGCAGGAGGAGAAGUUGUAAAUGUUUCUAAAGAUUGGCAUCACGAUAAGCAGUCUUUUCCUAGAAUGAAAUUCACAAAAAGAUUAAGUGGUCUUCUUUCAGUUACAGCUCGGGUGUUCUCAGGGUAUGUGUCAGGCAAUAGACCUGCAAAGACAUCAAAAUACAGGACUGGCAUACUAUCAGUUGUAAGAAACAAAUUUCGGUCCGUCAAUACUAAGACCUUUGUGCCAGUAUAUCCAGCGAUGCCACCACCACCUCGGAGAGAGACACAAUUUCUGCAAUCACUAGAGUUGAAGUGUUUUACUUUCAAUGAUCUUGAGAAAGCUACUAGGGCUUUCCGUCCUGACAGUAUCUUAGGAGAAGGUGGGUUUGGUCGUGUUUAUAAGGGUUGGAUUGAUGAGAACACAUUUGCAGCUGCAAAUCCCGGUUCUGGUCUGGUCGUUGCAGUAAAGAGAUUAAAUUCAGAAGGACUUCAAGGUCACCGUGAGUGGUUGGCAGAAAUCAAUUAUCUAGGGUCACUUUGUCAUCCUAAUCUUACGAAACUGAUCGGGUACUGCGUAGAAGAUGACCACCGACUUAUAGUAUAUGAGUUCAUGCCUAAAGGCAGCUUGGAAAAUCAUCUAUUUAGAAGGGGUCCUCACAUACAACCGCUCUCUUGGAAUAUUCGUUUGAGGAUAGCUCUUGAUGCAGCAAAGGGACUUGCAUAUCUUCACAGUCCAGAAGCAAGAGUGAUAUAUCGUGAUUUCAAGACAUCUAAUAUAUUGCUUGAUUCUGAAUACAAUGCAAAGCUCUCAGAUUUCGGUUUGGCAAAAGACCAACCACAACAUGACACCCACGUGUCCACAAGAGUCAUGGGAACAUAUGGUUAUGCAGCUCCGGAAUAUGUGGCUACAGGUCAUCUAUCAACGAAAAGCGAUGUAUAUGGCUUUGGAGUCGUUCUCCUGGAAAUUUUGACAGGACGAAGAGUAAUAAACAAGAACCUUCCACAACCUCAACAUAACCUUGUUGAUUGGGCUAAGCCUUAUCUUACCAGCAAGGAUAAGGUUUUGCAUGUCAUGGAUGCGAAAAUUAAAGGCCAAUAUACUGUUAGUGCAGCUUUAGGUGUUUCUUCCCUCGCAUUUAAAUGCCUGUGUACAGAGCCUAGGUUCAGACCUGACGCAAACCAGGUGGUGAUAGCAUUAGAAGAGCAGAUUCUGAAUCUCAAACUUUCAAAGAGAAGGCCACGAAAAGGUUUAUAAGCAUGAGUACCGUUCUUUCAAGACUUUUAAAAGCAGCUCUUUGGCUCUAUAGGGAUUGGGGAGCAAAGGGAGAAAAGGAGAAACAGAAACUGUAUUGAAUUUUCAGAUGAAUACAUCUGAAUGUGAAGCUCUAUAUGUUACGUGUAAAAAUCUGUCAACCGAACACGAAAACAGAGCAAUAGACUACUUAAUUAUAGAGAUUCAUAGUGCAAGUAUAUGGACACUGUUCUUAGCUAAAGAUUGUGGCAGAAUAUCCGGAAAAUAAAAUUUUGAAAAAAUAUCUGGAAUUUUUUCAUUUAUA